Messenger RNA from Vicia villosa (hairy vetch), 870 nucleotides. RefSeq lists its product as uncharacterized. The record is from RefSeq and is a predicted model, not a curated record. Bases 1 to 870 code for a protein of 289 amino acids. The transcript is spliced from 3 exons. NCBI's taxonomy places the organism in Eukaryota, Viridiplantae, Streptophyta, Magnoliopsida, Fabales, Fabaceae.
AUGCUCAUUCUCGAUUCUACCUACAAGACCAAUAAAUAUAGACUUCUAUUAUUUGAGAUGGUUGGUGUUACAUAUAUCGAGAAGACACACGCCGUUGGUUUUGCUUUAUUGGAGUGUGAAAAAAAGGACAAUUUUAGAAGGGCAUUAGAGGUGUGUCGGUCAAUUUUGAAGGAACAAGUUGAGAUUCCUAAGGAAAUAGUUACGAAUAUUGCGUUGAUGAAUGCGGUGGCAAAGGUGAAGGAGAAAUUUUUCUUUGCAUGGACUGAUAAUGUCAGACAUCUUGGGAAUACAACCACCAAUAGAGUAGAGUCGGCACAUGUUAGUUUGAAAUUUUGGCAAUAUGUCUCGGCCCGAGUUAAACUAUAUUUUUCACGAGGUAAAACUGUAGGUUCCGAUAGCGCAAAAUAUGGUUGCACUAUUACUAAAACAUAUGGUCUCCUGUGUGCUUGUGUUAUUGCUAAAAAUAUGAAACUAGGUGAGCCAAUACGAAUGGACGAAGUUAUCCCUCAUUGGAAAAGACUUAGUUUUGAUGAUGAUGGUUGCAUAGAAGGAGAAAGAUCGAAUAUCUCUAUUUCUACCGAAUUGGAAGCGAUACAAGAGAGGUUCUCGAAGGUCGAUGACAACAUAAAACUCCACAUCAAAGAACAAUUGCGGAAGAUUGGGUAUCCCGAAACAACCGACAUGAAACCGCCUUCUCAACCAGUAAAGACAAAGGGUGCUUCGAAAAAAUUGAAGUCUACACCGAUUAACAACUCGUCUACACGAUCUCCUUCUUAUUGUGAGCACAUUGAUAAAACUUUUCCCAACUCACUGACUCCUAAAUCUCAAAAAUCUCAAAAAAGUUCAAUCAAAGAUGCUUGCAUAAGCUAA